Molecule: messenger RNA, 491 nt
Organism: Haliotis rubra (blacklip abalone)
Lineage: Eukaryota; Metazoa; Mollusca; Gastropoda; Lepetellida; Haliotidae
Product: ankyrin repeat domain-containing protein 50-like
Exons: 2
Coding region: 11-481 (156 amino acids)
Molecular function (GO): protein binding
Source: RefSeq, a predicted model, not a curated record
CACGCCAGCGAUGUAUGCAGCAAAGAAGGGCAAUAAGAAAGUUGUUGAUCUACUGGUGAGCAAAGGAUGCAACUUGUCGGUAGUGGAUAAUCUAGGUGGAAACAUUCUACAUGCUGCAUGUUUAGGUGACAAUGAAGACAUUGUUAAGGAUCUUCUCUCGCGUGGGAUAGCUGACAUAGAUAGCAGAGAUAAUCAAGGAAGGACACCAGCGAUGUAUGCAGCAGCGAAGGGCUAUAAGAAAGUUGUUGAUCUACUGGUGAGCAAAGGAUGCAACUUGUCGGUAGUGGAUGAUCCCGGUAGAAACGUUCUACAUGUUGCAUGUUUAGGUGACAAUGAAGACAUUGUUAAGGAUGUUCUCUCGCGUGGGAUAGCUGACAUAGAUAGCAGAGAUGAUCAAGGAAGGACACCAGUGAUGUAUGCAGCAAAGAAGGGCAAUAAGAAAGUUGUUGAUCUACUGGUGAGCAAAGGAUGCAACUUGUAGAUAGUGGAUA